GCCCAAGGCCACUGAGCUUGAAGUGGGCAGAACUGGAACUUGAACCUAGGCCAUCUAGUACUAACGUGCUCAUCUUCUUCUGGGUGGGCGUGUGGUUUCCUUAGAGCCUGAGUGUCACGAUCAUGAAUCCUCCCAACACACGUAGCCGCCGCAGAUCCAGCAUUGGCGGUAGACCCCGAGGGCUGCUACCCUAGCCAGAGCCCUUGAAUAAAAGGCCAGGUCACCUGUGUCCUGCUUCCUCCCUCCGGCCGGGAUCAUGCUUCCACUCCUCACUGCUCUGGCGCUCUGGGGGACGCUGGCCACCCCAGCAGGGACGUCCAAGGCAUGUCCAGCUUGCUCUCUGCUGGGAAACUGUACCGAGAGAACCUGUCCUGCUGCCAAGGAAGCCUGCUUGUUCAGCCAGAUGCAGCUGGAAAAUGGGACUGUCAUCAAGAAUGGGUCAUGUGUCAUCCCUGGGGAAUGCCGAGAAGGUGUCUACUCCCUGACCUAUGGCCCCCACUGGAGUCUCUGGGUCAGCACAGCGUGUUGUGAGAUCACCUGCAAAGGGGCCACACGACAAGAUGUGGCGCCUGAGGCCCCGCUCAACGGAGUGAAAUGUCACUACUGUUUCGGGGAUGAGUCAGCCUCAUGCGAGUCUCGUUUGGUCAUGAACUGCACCGGUGAUCAGACCAUCUGUGUCACCCUCAAUGGGACGUGGAAUGGAGGUAAGGGUUCCUUCCCUUCAGGAGAUACCUGGGGAGGCAGGCCUCCCUCCCACCUGCAUGAAUUAGAGGAAUAA
Messenger RNA from Mustela lutreola (European mink), 778 nucleotides. Its product is annotated as phospholipase A2 inhibitor and Ly6/PLAUR domain-containing protein-like. NCBI's taxonomy places the organism in Eukaryota, Metazoa, Chordata, Mammalia, Carnivora, Mustelidae. Bases 257 to 778 code for a protein of 173 amino acids. The transcript is spliced from 5 exons. The record is from RefSeq and is a predicted model, not a curated record.